Molecule: messenger RNA, 2932 nt
Organism: Uloborus diversus
Lineage: Eukaryota; Metazoa; Arthropoda; Arachnida; Araneae; Uloboridae
Product: DNA ligase 4-like
Exons: 4
Coding region: 1-585 (194 amino acids)
Biological process (GO): nucleotide-excision repair, DNA gap filling; double-strand break repair via nonhomologous end joining
Cellular component (GO): DNA ligase IV complex; DNA-dependent protein kinase-DNA ligase 4 complex
Molecular function (GO): DNA binding; ATP binding; DNA ligase (ATP) activity
Source: RefSeq, a predicted model, not a curated record
AUGAGUUUUUACAUGAAAUGUAUCACACCAAUUUGUGCACAGAAACUUGAUACUUUCAGGAUCCCUGAUGAUUUGUUUCAUUCUACUGAAGAAGUUCAAAAGGAAUUGGGAAAACUUUUCGAUGAAUAUGGUGACAGUUAUACUGAAGAUGCGUCUGAGGAAUCUUUGCAGAAAGUUUUCAAGAGCAUACCAAAGGAGGUGUGGAUGGAUGUUGACAUUUCAGCUCAAGCAAUUGCUGAGAUUGAGAAAAGUUUUCCCACAAUCAGCCCCUAUAGUUUGUUUAGAAAGUGCCGGGUUUAUAUUUAUGAAGAUGCAAAGCAAGAGUCCUCAAAAGAUGAUAAUUUAACUCAACUGAAGCUGAAAUUGUAUGGAGCUGAUCUAUGUAGCGAUCUCGAGUCAACAACUACACAUGUAGUGUUUUGUUCUAGCAAAUCAGCUGCCUUAGAAAAAUUGUCCAAGCAGUCUGCUGAACGAGCAACUGGCCGUUUUCAUAUAGUUUCUCAAAACUGGGUCACAGAUUGCAUUAAAGAGAAGAAAAUUGUUCUAGAACGAUCUUACAUUCCAAUUUUGGAAGAAAAUUUAUAGUUCUCAAUAUAAUACAUAGCUAUUUUUUGACUUAUAUGGAAUAAUUUGUUUGAGCUUCUGUAGCUUUGGUAUGCAUGAGGUGUACCAACCCAAAUGUGUACCAUGCUUGUAGUUUGAUUUUGUGAAAUUGGGGUUAAUGUUACAAAAAUACUUAGUUUUAUAAAAGUAUCAUUAAUAUUGAAUGAUGACUUUUUAACCAGCCAAUUUGGCAUCAACAAUUCCAAAAUUGUUUAUCCCAAAGUUAAUGAAAAUUGCGAAACAUGUUUUAAAGUUACAGGUUAACUUAGUGCAAGAAAUAUAGCUAUGCAAAAAGAAAACUAACUUUUUUCCUGAAUAGCUCUAUAUCUUGCAUUAAAGCAUAAACUUGCAACCUUAAACGGUUUCUAUGCAAGGUAAAUUUACUGUAAACAAUGUUGGAAUUAGAACAUAUGUGUGAACCAAAAAACAAAUCACAUUGAAAUAAAACUAUUGCUAAGUUGAUGCGAAAGCAUUAUUAAAAAAUACGUAAUUAAAAUGCUCUUGCAUUAAACCAGUGGUGGCCAGUCUCUUAUUAUGCUACUGUCACACCUCCAACUAAGAUAAAUCUUGUAGGCUGGACACAUAUAAGCAAAGUUUUAAAAUAUUUAGAACUUUUCCAGCCAAUAUGGAACAGAAAAUGAAAUUGCCGACCAACAAUUGCUGAUAGUGUAAAGAUUGCUGCCUAACCUUCACAAUGCUGCCAGUAACCUAACCUGGCAGCAUUGUGAAGAUUACUUGGAUUGUAAUCACAGCAUUACUACUCAGCCAGAUUAUAUUUUUCCCAACUAUUGUAGUGCUUUGGUUGAGUAGCCAAACACAAAGGACUCAGCCACUUAUGUCUCGACCAAGUACAGAGUAUCAGUCCUCUUAAAAAAAAAGAACCAUAGACAUACUUGUGAAGAACUUUACUUCUUUUGAAAUAUCAGUAUGGAUCUUGAGCAUAUAAGCCUUUAAAAAAUUAAAUUCAGCUAUUUCAUAACCUUUGACUCCUGCAUGCUCAGACAUCCUACAGAGCAGUUCAAACACAAAAGGCAGCACAUCAAGUUACCAUACAUUAGCCUGAGUGACAUUAGUGAGCCUGCCCGAUGGAUAAGAGUAUUUAACUCCAUCGCUGAGACAAAAAGCCACAGCCAGCACUCUCAUGUUAAUUUGAAACCAUACAUGAAUAUUAAAAGCUGAAUUUUAAAAUUCCAGAAGUGCAGAUACAGUAGAAUACCUUUAUAACACAGACCUAUAUAACGCAAUUCUCUAUAAAAGCACAAUUUUUCAGAAGUAAACAAUAGGUUUUGAAGUUUAAAAAAUCCCUCAGUUUUGCUUUGCAAACAUAAAAAUUGUUAGGCAAAUUAAAUUUUAGAACAGUUUUUCAUCUUUCCAUCUUAAUUUAAAGCUUUUAAAUGAAAAUUAGUAUUCAUAGUAAGCAAAAAAUACCAGAUGGCUCUUGAAGAUGCAGCUAUUAUGCAAACCAUGAAACUAGCAGAAGUGCAGGAUAUUUCACUUUCUUUUAAUUGUGAAACAUAUUUAUUUGUGAGUGACUAAUUAUAAUGUUAGUGCUUUAAUACUCAUUGCAGAUAAAACUCACUCUGAAGUGCUUUUUAAUAGAUAUAUAUUCUGAAUAUUAGUUUCAAAAUUUGUGAAAUGAUCUAUAUAAUGCAAAAGCCUGUAGCGCAAAAGCUCUGGUCCCAAGGUGUGUGUUAUAACGGUCUUCUACUGUAUAUACGUAAAAGUGUCUCAUUUGUUCAAAUUGAUUGAGCAUUAUUUAAUAAACGAUGAAAUGGGAAUCAAAAAUUCACUAAUAUUUUAUUUUUUAAUAAUGAAAAAAGCAUAUAAAGUAAAAUUUGCUGCUCUUAAAAAUCCACUUGUCUAUGUUUAGGUUUACUAUUCAACCUCAUUAAAAGUUUUGCAUUGUGUAUGUUUCUCAAAAAGUAUGACUUGAAAUAUUCCGAUUAAGUGAUUCUGUGAUAUACUUACAAAUUUUUUGUACUAUUUUUGUAUUGUAUUGUUUGCAUUAUUUAGUUCUGUAUUUGUCAUUAUUUUAAACUAUUCUGUACAUAUUUUAACAUUUGUUAAGUAGGUUAAAUUUAUUGUAAAAAGUAAUAAAAUGUUUGAUUUAAACUUUGAGUUGCAUUUCAGUUAAGUGUGUGAAAGUUCAUCCGUUUCAGACUUAGGACAAUAUUUGAAUUUCCGCAAAUUACGAUUCUUUAUUUAUGAAUCAAAUGGUUUCAUAAUUAAGGCUUAUAAAGCUUAUUUACGAACUUUUAGGUACAUUUUUACCAAAGAGCUCUCUAAAUAUGAAAUAUCACCCUGUAAUAACCAUUACACUCAUAAGAUA